AUGGACGAAAAGGGCCAAAAAAGACGAAGCACGAAAAAGGACGAAAAGGACGAAAGAGGACGAAAAAGGACGAAAAAGGACAAAAAGGACAAAAAAAGACCAAAAAGGACGAAAGAGGACGAAAAAGGACGAAAAAGGACUAAAUGGACGAAAAAGGACCAGAAAGGUCUAAAAGGGCCAAAAAGGGCGAAGAAGGACGAAGAAGAAGAAAGAAAAGGACGAAAAAGGACCAGAAAGAACGAAAAGGACCAAAAAGAACGAAAAGAAGCAAAAAGCACGAAAAGAAACAAAAAGGAAGAAAAGGACCAAAAAGGACGAAACAGUACGAAAAAGGACGAAAUGGACGAAAAAGAACCAGAAAGGACUGAAAGGGCCAAAAAGGACUAA
Zophobas morio is the source of this 387-nucleotide messenger RNA. RefSeq names its product nucleolar protein 58-like. The coding region runs from base 1 to 387 and encodes 128 amino acids. The record is from RefSeq and is a predicted model, not a curated record. The transcript is spliced from 2 exons. Lineage: Eukaryota; Metazoa; Arthropoda; Insecta; Coleoptera; Tenebrionidae.